Cuscuta epithymum is the source of this 1485-nucleotide messenger RNA. NCBI's taxonomy places the organism in Eukaryota, Viridiplantae, Streptophyta, Magnoliopsida, Solanales, Convolvulaceae. The record is from the annotation of a GenBank genome assembly.
CCGGUAAUCCCUGUGAUAUAAAAAUCUACCCUUAAUGAUCUAAGGACCAUAUUCUGAUCGCAGCCAUCCACAGUAAUUUGGGUAAACUCCAUAUAUACCGGUACUAAUUUGGUAUGGCCGAAAUAAAGUCAAGGUGAGAUCUGAGAUGAUCAGAAAUACGUACAAACGGUCAACAGAAUCUUGCAGACAAAACUAACUGUAUCUACGUACGUUUGUUUUAACAGAUUCCCCCACUCCCAUUGUCGUCUCAACACCUUCAAUUCAUCCCUCUUCUCAAAUCAAUUAGCUGCUAGCUAUCCCAUGGAACAAAGAUCGUCGUCAUCCACCAAGAUCCUCAGAAGAUCAGUCUUCACAUUUCUGCAGAACUACCAGUACUUCACCACCACAGCAGCAUUCCUGGCUUUCCCGUUUGCAGCCUCACUUCUCCUUCUCCGAUCAUCCUUCCUUAUCCCCGCCGCCUCAUCCUCCUCUUUCCGGCGGCUAAUCCACGCCCGAAUUCACUCUCUUUUCCACGCUGCCGGAUUCCCCCCUUCCUCAAUCCUCCAAGCAAAGAUCUCCCAGACCAUCUCCAUCUCUGUUCUUUCCAUCCCUUCCACGCUUUCCUCAUUCCUCUUCUGCAAAGCCGCCGUGAUUCUCGCUCUGGAAGAUCAAGAACGCCCCAAGAACCCGCCUUUCUUCUCUUUUUUCAAAAUUUACGGCCCGUUAGUUCAUACCCAGAUCAGCAAUUCCUUACUGACCCUCUCUGUAAAUGCAACCUGCUUCGGAUUCAUGUUCAUAGCCUUCACUCUGGCUGAUGGGUUGGGCCUUUCUUACUGCUUCCCCUGGUUCAUCCCCUUUCUUUCUGCCAUUGGAGCUCUGGUUUUCUCCAUAGCUGUUGCCUGCACCUUCAUCAUCUGCAACCUCACAUUGAUUACAACAGGAGUGGACAAAAACAAUGGAGGAUUCAUCGAAGCUGUCAAAAAAGCAUCAUCUUGUGUUGUGAUGGUCAAGGGAAGGACGGGAACAGUUCUGUCAUUAGCUAUGUUCAUCAAUGUUGUACUUGGUGCAGUUGAGGCUCUGUUUCAGUACAGAAUAGUGAUGAGGGCUUAUCAUCAUGAAGAUGAAGAAACGAUUUGGAAUUUCCCAGCGGCAGUGGGAAUGGAGGGAAUGUUGAUCGCCUAUUUGUACGCUCUUGUCCAUGUUCUUGACACCAUUGUUGGCUAUUUUUUUCUUCAGACAUGUCAAGAUGGAAGCUUGCCAUCCCAGCUGCCCAUUCAAAAAUUGUUGGAGAAGAGUUGCAAUGCUAUAGUUUAAUUAGUUAAAAAAAAGAAUCAGAAAAAUGUUUCAUUCAGUUCAGGUGCAUGCUUACAUCCGCCGUCAAUUCAAUUCACAUUAUAAAUGACAAAUAAACAGAAAAUAUUUUUCCAAUCCGUUUUUUCUCUUGUACAGAGAUAUCUGUUUGAAGUAACAUACUUGUAUGUACUCAAUGAAAUCAUUAAGACGUGU